UCAUUGUAAGUAAGAAUUUGUUCUUAACUGACUUGCCUAGUUAAAGGAAGGUUAAAUAAAAAAUAUAAAUAUUUGUAACAUAUGCUUGUUUUCCUUAUACUCCAGGAUUUUGUGAGUGUUUUUAUUUUGCACACUUAUGUAGACAUUGCUCCAGCCACAUCCGUUCAACGUGUUUAAUGCUUGAGGCCUAUAUGUGAAGCUUAAUAGAGCACUGAUAUUAGCAAGAGCAGUGUGCAGGUUUCCUAUUUCUCUCAUCUUUUUAAGAAUAUAGAAAAUGGAUUGGUCAACUUUUGAUAGCCAAGUUUAAAUACUUGUGUUUUUUAAGCAGCAAAAUGCGGAUUUCUCCUGAAAAAUUGCAACGCUAAUGUGGAUUUUACUAUUUCAUGUAUUAUGUUUUAUAUUUGAAAAAACAUCCACUUUUGAUGAACUACGCCGAUUACUUUCACAGAAUAUGUGUGAAUUGCUGGUCGCUGGCAGACCAUUUGCAAAUUUGAAAUGCCCAUUCCUCUUUUAUGAAGUAACAUGAUUGGUGGGAUGAGGUAAUAGGCUGAUUUCUCAUGGGAAAAAAUGCAAUGCUAAUCUGGAUUUUACUGUGUAAUUUCACUAAAGUAUAUAAAUCCAUGUUCACAGCAGUUAUAGUGACUGUUGUGAAAUUAUUCACACCCUUGCAAAAGUUUUCACAUUUUGUUUCCUUAUUUUUAACAUUAUUCUUCACAAGCUACUUUUAUUCACAGAGAUGUCUUGAAUUAAUAAUUAUUCACACCUCUUGAUCUGGCGCACCUAAAUGAGUUGCAUAAAUUUGCUUAACAAGUUGCAGAUUAAGUUGAUAAGUGUCCACCGCUGCACAUUAAUAGUGGUUUAUGACCUGUCAAUAAAAUGUAUAUAUUUUUCUUUCUAUUCAGAAAACAACUGCAUCAACUAAGUCCAAAAUGAAGACACAGAAACUGACAGCUACAUUUUUUACCAUGGUGUUUUUAUGCUGGAAUAUCCAUGGAGUUCCGACCACAACUGCAGUUAACACAACUGAAGCUCCUACGACAACUGCAGCUCCUACGACAACUGCAGCUCCUACGACAACAACUGUAGCUCCUAUAACAAUAACUGCAGCUCCUACUACAACAACUGUAGCUCCUAUGACAAUAACUGUAGCUCCUACUACAACUGUAGCUCUUACAACCACUACAACUGCAGCACCUACUUCAACAACUACAACUGAAGCUCCUACGAUAACCACAACUGCAGCACCUGCUACGACAACUACAACUGAAGCUGCUACGACAACCACAACUUCAGCGCCUACAACGACAACUACAACGACAACUACAACACCUACUACGACAACUACAACACCAACUACGACAACCACAACACCUACUACGACAACCACAGCUGUAUCUCAUACGACAACAUCUGUAGCUCCUAUGACGACUACAACUGCAGCACCUACUUCAACAACCACUGCAGCUCUUACAACCACUACAUAUGCAGUUCCUACAACAACGACAACUGAAGCUCCUACGACAACCACAACCACAGCUCCAAAUACAAUAUCUGUAGCUCCUACGUCCACUACAACAGCAGCACCUACUACAACAACUACAAAUGCAGCUCCUACGACAACCACAACUGCAGCUCCUACUACAACUUUAGAUCCCACGACCAUUACAACAGAAGCACCCACUACGACCACUACAAACGCAGCUCUUACGACAACCGCAACUGAUACUCCUACUACAACUUUAGAUACUACGACCACUACAACAGCAGCACCUACAACGACAACUGUAGCUCCUACGACAACCACAACUGUAGCUCCAAGUACAACUGUAGCUCCUACCACCACAACUACACCACCUACUUCAACAACUACAACUGAAGCUCCUACGAUAACCACAACUGCAGCACCUGCUACGACAACUACAACUGAAGCUGCUACGACAACCACAACUUCAGUGCCUACUACGACAACUACAACACCUACUACAACACCUACUACGACAACUACAACACCUACUACGACAACUACAACACCUACUAUGACAACCACAACUGUAGCUCCUACGACAUCAUCUGUAGCUCCUUUGACCACUACAACUGCAGCACCUACUUCAACAACCACUGCAGCUCUUACAACCACUACAUCAGCAGCACCUACUUCGACAACUACAAAUGCAGUUCCUACAACAACGACAACUGAAGCUCCUACGACAACCACAACUGCAGCUCCAACUACAAUAUCUGUAGCUCCUACGUCCACUACAACAGCAGGAUCUACUACAACAACUACAAAUGCAGCUCCUACGACAACCACAACUGCAGCUCUUACUACAACUUUAGAUCCCACGACCAUUACAACAGAAGCACCCACGACGACCAUUACAAACACAGCUCCUACGACAACCGCAACUGAUACUCCUACUAAAACUUUAGAUACUACGACCACUACAACAGCAGCACCUACAACGACAACUGUAGCUCCUACGACAACCACAACUGUAGCUCCAAGUACAACUGUAGCUCCUACCACCACAACUACACCACCUACUUCAACAACUACAACUGAAGCUCCUACGAUAACCACAACUGCAGCACCUGCUACGACAACUACAACUGAAGCUGCUACGACAACCACA
Messenger RNA from Salmo salar (Atlantic salmon), 2633 nucleotides. The record is from RefSeq and is a predicted model, not a curated record. NCBI's taxonomy places the organism in Eukaryota, Metazoa, Chordata, Actinopteri, Salmoniformes, Salmonidae.